AUGAUGGACGAUAAUAAUCCUAACAUGGAUGAUAUGGAAUACGAAGAUGAUGAACAAAUGGACUAUGAAGACAAUAACCAAUACGCUGGUAUUUCUAUGGAAGAUGAUCAACAAAACUUCAACUUUAACGAAGCUGAUGAACUGAAAGUACAAGAAGAUGUCUGGCCAGUCAUUACAGCCUUCUUUGAUCAAAAAGGAGGUCUCGUAAGACAGCAAUUGGACUCUUUUAACGUAUUUAUUCAACAAACUAUUCAAGAACUUGUCGAAGGUACAUCAGAAAUUAUGCUCUCCAGUAGUGCUUCAUACAAAGUUGGCCAAAAGAGAGACCAACAACAAAAUCAACCACAAUUCAAGUAUAAUAUCAAGUUUGGACAAAUCUAUUUAUCUAGACCAACAGUAGAUACCAAGUCUGAACAAAUUGAAGCUUACUCCUCCGUAUAUCCUAAUGAUGCUCGUCUGAGAAAUCUUACCUAUUCAAGUCCACUCUAUGUAGACAUUCACGAAAAGAAGAUUACUCUCAGGCCCGGAUCAACAGCAAACAUUUAUACAGCCCAAGUUGGUGAAGAAGAUACAGAUGACUUUAUUGUGCAAAGCAAAAUCCAUAAUCAAAUUCCACUCGGUUCUAUUCCUAUCAUGCUUCGUUCUGUCUAUUGUAUGUUGAGUGAAGUGCAGGAUGUUACCGAUGUUGGUGAAUGUCCAUUCGACUCUGGUGGUUACUUUAUUAUUAAUGGUGGUGAAAAAGUUAUUAUUGCUCAAGAACGUAUGGCCACUAACCAUGUAUAUGUUUUCAAAAAGGCAAUGAGUAAGUUCAGCUAUGUUGCUGAAAUCCGUUCUUCACAAGAAGGUGGCUACAGAGCACCAAGUGGAUUUUUCAUUAAAAUGGAACCUAAGCAAGGUAAUAAGAAGGGUGGUAUUGGUGGAUUAAUUCAUGCCACAAUUCCAUAUAUUAGACAAGAUAUCCCUAUUGUCAUUUUGUUCAGAGCUUUGAGUUGUCAAGCCGAUAAGGAAAUUAUCAAACAUAUUAUCUAUAAUUUGAACGAUGGUCAAAUGAUGGAACUUUUGCGUCCAUCUUUGGAAGAAGCUGUUGCUGUUCUUUCAAACACUGUAGCUUUGGAUUAUAUUGGUAAGAGAGGUAACACUCUUGGUGCCAGUCAAGAAAAACGUAUGAAUCAUGCUGAAGAAAUUUUACAAAAGGAAAUGCUUCCACACGUUGGUAUUGGUGACACUUCAUACGAUCGUAAAGCUUACUUUAUCGGAUACAUGGUCCAUCGUUUAUUAUUGGGUGCUCUAGGUAGAAGACCAUUAGAUGAUCGUGAUCACUAUGGUAACAAGCGUUUGGAAUUGGCUGGUGGUUUGUUGCAAGGUUUAUUCUUACAAUUAUUCAAGAAGGUUGUUAAGGAAAUGGAAUCAACAUUGAAAAAGUCAAUUUUGAAAUCAUCAGAAAUUGAUGUUGCUCCAGCUGUCAAUAAGAGAACUAUUACCAAGGGUCUCCAAUAUUCACUUGCCACAGGUAACUGGGGUGUCCAAGGUUCUAGAGAUAUUCGUGCUGGUGUUGCUCAAGUGUUGAAUCGUUUGACAUAUACUUCAACUUUAUCUCACUUGCGUAGAUUGAACACACCAAUUGAAAGAUCAGGUAAACAAGCUGCUCCUAGACAAUUGCACAACACUCAGUGGGGUGUUAUUUGUCCAGCUGAAACUCCAGAAGGUGGUGCUUGCGGUUUGGUCAAGAACUUGGCUUUAAUGUCUUAUAUUACUGUCGGUACUGACAAGACUCACAUUUCUAAAAUGUUGGACGAAUUGGGUAUUAACAAGUUGCACGAAUUGGACGAAUCUGAUUUGAACAAGUACACUAAAGUUUUCCUUAAUGGUAUGUGGAUGGGUGUUCACCACACCCCAGAUGAAUUGGUUAAACACUUGAGAGUCUUGAGAAGAACUGGUGCUGUCGAUAUGCAAGUCAGUAUUGUUCGUGAUGUUAGAGAAAGAGAAGUUAGAAUUUGGUGUGACAGUGGUCGUUGUGCUAGACCAUUAUUCAUUGUUGAUCGUGAUCAUGAUACAUUAUUCAUUAAGAAUCAACAUGUUCAAGCUCUUCGUGAAAAUACCAUGAACUGGGACAAUUUAUUAGAACAAGGUCUUGUUGAAUUGAUUGAUACUGAAGAAGAAGAAUCAAUCAUGAUUGCUAUGGACUUUAGAGAACUUGUAGAAAAGAGAUCAUCUGCCAAUGAAGGCAAAUCUAGGAAGGGUGGUAGUAGGCAACCAUAUACACACGCAGAAAUUCACCCUAGUAUGAUUCUUGGUAUUCUUGGUUCAAUUAUUCCAUUCCCUGAUCACAACCAAUCUCCUCGUAACACUUACCAAUCUGCGAUGGGUAAGCAGGCUAUGGGUGUCUAUAUUACAAACUUCCAACAACGUAUGGAUACUCUUGCCCACGUUUUGUACUAUCCUCAAAGACCUCUUGUUACAACUCAACCUAUGGAAUAUUUACGUUUUGGUGAACUUCCUGCUGGUCAAAAUGCUGUUGUCGCCAUUGCUUGUUACUCUGGUUACAACCAAGAAGACUCUGUCAUUAUGAACCAAAGUGCCAUUGAUCGUGGUUUGUUCCGUUCUGUAUUUUAUCGUACCUACAGUGAUCACGAAAGAAAGAAGGGUAACUUUUUAUUGGAAAACUUUGAAAAACCAAAACGUGAUACUACAGCUGGUAUGAAGACAAGUACCUAUGAAAAGCUUGAAGAUGAUGGUAUUAUUGCUCCUGGUGUUAGAGUAUCUGGAUCUGAUAUCAUUAUUGGUAAGACUGUUCCACUCCCAGAAGAAUCAGCUAAGCAAAAGACAAGUCGUCAAACCAGACUUGAUAUGAGUACUCCUUUGAGAAGUAAUGAAAACGGUAUUGUUGAUACAGUUGUUGUUACAACAGAUUCUGAAGGUUUCAAAUUUGUCAAGAUUAAGGUUAGAGUUGUCAGAAUUCCUCAAAUUGGUGACAAGUUCUCAUCUCGUCACGGUCAAAAGGGUACUUGCGGUAUUACAUAUAGACAAGAAGAUUUACCAUUCACUCGUGAAGGUAUUGUUCCAGAUAUUAUUGUCAACCCACACGCUAUUCCAUCUCGUAUGACAGUCGGUCAGUUGAUUGAAUGUUUAUUGGGUAAGAUCAGUUCCUUGUCUGGUAACGAAGGUGAUGCUACACCAUUCACUGAUGCAAACGUUAACUAUUUCUCUGAAAUGUUGCACUCAUUGGGUUAUCAAAAACGUGCCAAUGAAGUCAUGUUCAAUGGUCACACUGGUAGAAAAUUGGAAGCUCAAAUCUUUAUUGGUCCAACUUAUUACCAACGUUUGAAGCACAUGGUCGACGAUAAGAUUCACUCUCGUGCAAGAGGUCCAUUACAAAACUUGACAAGACAACCUGUAGAAGGUCGUGCUAGAGAUGGUGGUUUGCGUUUCGGUGAAAUGGAACGUGAUUGUAUGAUUUCCCAUGGUUCUGCUGCUUGGCUUAAAGAACGUUUGUUCCAAGUUUCUGACGAAUACCGAGUUCACAUUUGUAAUGUUUGUGGUAUGAUGGCAACUGCUAAUAUCAAACAACAACAAUUCAAGUGUGAUGCCUGUGAUAACAAGACUAGUUUCUCUCAAGUUUUCAUUCCAUAUGCUUUCAAGUUGAUGAUUCAAGAACUUAUGGCUAUGAACUUGGCUGUUAGAAUUAUUACUGCUACUGAAUAAAUAUUUAAUUUAUUCUAUUGUUAAA
Naegleria gruberi is the source of this 3727-nucleotide messenger RNA. Its product is annotated as DNA-directed RNA polymerase II. The transcript has a single exon. Gene Ontology annotation, cellular component: RNA polymerase II, core complex. The record is from RefSeq and is a predicted model, not a curated record. Gene Ontology annotation, biological process: DNA-templated transcription. Bases 1 to 3702 code for a protein of 1233 amino acids. Gene Ontology annotation, molecular function: ribonucleoside binding; DNA-directed RNA polymerase activity; DNA binding. Lineage: Eukaryota; Heterolobosea; Eutetramitea; Acrasida; Naegleriidae.